Messenger RNA from Lottia gigantea (owl limpet), 1368 nucleotides. RefSeq lists its product as hypothetical. The record is from RefSeq and is a predicted model, not a curated record. Gene Ontology annotation, molecular function: protein binding. The annotation marks the transcript as partial. NCBI's taxonomy places the organism in Eukaryota, Metazoa, Mollusca, Gastropoda, Lottiidae. The transcript is spliced from 8 exons.
AUGGAUGUCAAAUCUGAGAGUGUCAAUUCUGAACUCGAUCAAACAGAUGCCAUUUGUAAUCCACAUAUCACUUUAACUGACAUCCCUACAGAAAUUAUUCAAAAAAUACUCAGCUUCAGUUCCCUAACGAUACAAGAUGUCUGCAUGGUGUCUUGUUCCUGUAAAAAACUUAAUAUUUGUUGCUUGCAAUAUAGCAAUAAUUUGUGGAAAUCAAAAGUAGUUCAAAGAUGGCCAGGAUUGUUAUUAAGUACGAGUAAGCAAACAGAAAAUAAAGUGAACUGGAAAGAAAUUUGUAAAUCCUGUGUAAAGACGGGACAUUUAGUGCGUUAUUAUUUAAAUAAUUUGGAUGUUGAUUAUGCUGUUGAAGAAAUAUCCAGUGAAAAUUUCAAUCCAUUUAUAUGUUUAAUAGAGGAAAAUGAUAUUAGUGGAGGUAUAGUUGUUAAUGAGUUGUUAAGUAUAGUUCAUGAUGGACAGAGACACAAAAAUCUGACUAUAAAAUAUUAUGCUGUGAAAGUGUUACGUCAUAUUCAACAGUUGCAUUUAUCAAAAAGAUGGAAAACAUUUCUAGAGUUGCCUGCUUCACAACAGAGCCUGGAAACUGGUGCCUGUCUUAUAUCACGGUGGUGUCAACCUACAGAAAUUGUUACUGAUCAGAAUAUAUCAAACCAGUUAGAUAAUAUAGUCAGACUAGUUAAACAAGAAUUAAAAGAACGAAAUCAAGAUCAUCCAGCCAUAUCCUAUACUAGUCCAGAUUCAGAAAACACUUCUGGAUUAAGCGAAUCAUUAUGGAGUCCAGAACAGUGUAGAUUGGUGCUAGAAUGUAUCAAUUUUGUUAUGUUUGAUAAACUACAGUUUAAAGGCAAUAAAUCAGAAUAUUAUGAUCCUCAAAACUCAUACAUUGAUAAGGUUUUAGAAAGAAAGAAGGGUAUACCAAUUACUUUAUCUAUUAUAUAUUGCUGUCUUGCUAGAAGAUUGGGUAUACUAUGUGAACUAGUUAACUUUCCUUCUCAUUUCCUUUUAAGAUGGCAAGAACAUCCAUUAGCUGUAUCAUCAGUAGAAAGAUAUACCUAUAUUGAUGCUUUUCAUGGUGGUCAACUAUAUACACAGGAAGAAUGUUGUCCAGCCUUGGGUAUCCCUAAAUCUAUAGGUCAUGAUAUAUCAUUAUUUAAUUCUAUAGAAAAUGUUAAGGUAUUUGAAAGAAUUGCAAGGAAUUUAGUUGGUAUAGGUAGACAUCAAAAUCAGAUGGGAGACGGGUUAUUAUGUUUGAGGAAUGCGCUAGAGUUAUCUCUCUUGAUUUACCCUGAUGAUUUAGAAAUGAGAUUAGUACAAGUUAGAAUAAAUUUACAAAUGAACAUCAAUUUACCAAAG